AUGUCAUCUGAUUCUCAGGCAAAGCAUUGGUCCACACCAUUUCUUCUCCCUCUCUCCGAAGCAGAAAUAUCCGAUUCUACUGGAAACCGCGCGCUGAUCAUUUUGAACCAACCUUUCUCCGAGUCUCUCUUCUCUCGACUAUGGCAAUCUACGUCAUGGCGCUGUUGUGCUGAUGGCGGGGCGAAUAGGCUAUUCGAUCUUUUCGCCUCUGAUGAGGCAGCAGAAGAACGGAGGUCGCUUCAUCUGCCCGACCUCGUGAAGGGGGAUUUGGACUCUCUUCGCGAUGAUGUGCAACAAUACUACGCAAUGAAGGGCAUCCCAGUGGUUCAAGAUCACGACCAAGACUCGACGGACUUGAUGAAAUGCGUAUCCAGUUUGGAGGAGAAAGAGCGGAAGGAGGGUAAGCAGGAGACGUACGACAUCAUUCUGCUUGGUGGUCUAUCCGGACGGUUGGACCAAACGAUCCACACCUUGUCGUACCUUCACAAGCUGCGAAAAUCAAGCCGGCGGGUCUUUGCUGUGACAGACGAGAAUGUUGGAUGGGUUCUUGACGAGGGCGAACAUUACAUCUCAAUCCCUCAUUCCGCUUUGGGUCCGACGUGUGGUCUGCUUCCCGUGGGCGUGGACUCCACCGUUCUGUCGACGUCAGGCCUGCGUUGGAAUCUAUCCGACCAUGUUUCUGGCUUCGAUGGCUUGAUGUCGACUUCCAAUCAUCUCGUUCAGGAAGAGGACACGGUGUGGAUAAAAACUUCGAGACCUAUAUGGUGGUGCGCAGAACUGAAGACAAUAUGA
Heterobasidion irregulare TC 32-1 is the source of this 792-nucleotide messenger RNA. RefSeq lists its product as uncharacterized. Gene Ontology annotation, molecular function: thiamine diphosphokinase activity; ATP binding; thiamine binding. Bases 1 to 792 code for a protein of 263 amino acids. Gene Ontology annotation, biological process: thiamine metabolic process; thiamine diphosphate biosynthetic process. NCBI's taxonomy places the organism in Eukaryota, Fungi, Basidiomycota, Agaricomycetes, Russulales, Bondarzewiaceae. The transcript is spliced from 6 exons. The record is from RefSeq and is a predicted model, not a curated record.